AUGGUUGUUUACACGUCGAAGCUGCGAUCGCUCGCCAUUCCCAAAGCGCAAGUCCGCAACGCUCGCAAGCUUGGCAAAACUUCGGCGGUAUCCGCGAAGUUGGCCCCAGCCGAAGGCACGUUCCAAUUUGACGGGAUUGAAAGUGCGAAGGCGAAGGUCGGUGCCGCUGUUUCCGCUGCGGCGGUCGCCACGAUUUCCUCUCCUCUGGCUGCUGAAGCCUCAGUGACUCCGUCGCUCAGGAACACGUUGCUCUCUGUCGUCGCCGGCGGUGUCGUGCUUGCCGCGAUUGCUGUGGCGGUCAUAGGUGUGUCUUCCUUCGAUAAAGUAUCGCGCAAGUGA
Ostreococcus tauri is the source of this 339-nucleotide messenger RNA. RefSeq names its product Photosystem II PsbX. The record is from RefSeq and is a predicted model, not a curated record. The transcript has 3 exons. Gene Ontology annotation, biological process: photosynthesis. NCBI's taxonomy places the organism in Eukaryota, Viridiplantae, Chlorophyta, Mamiellophyceae, Mamiellales, Bathycoccaceae. The coding region runs from base 1 to 339 and encodes 112 amino acids. Gene Ontology annotation, cellular component: membrane; photosystem II.